Adineta ricciae is the source of this 199-nucleotide messenger RNA. NCBI's taxonomy places the organism in Eukaryota, Metazoa, Rotifera, Eurotatoria, Adinetida, Adinetidae. The record is from the annotation of a GenBank genome assembly.
UAUACAACACGUGGUCGACAUCGAUGAAGAUGAAUUAAACAUUGAAUUAGGUCUCGAUUUCAAUGAUUAUUAUGAUACGGAUUAUGACGACGACGACGAAGAAGAAGAAGAAGAAGACUAUGAAGAAGAUUAUGAAGAUGAAGAUGAAAUCAUUCAACAACUUCCAACAGUUGAUGUAAAUCAAUGCCCUGCUGCUUAA